AUCCAGCAAUUCACGAUUCAAGAUUCACGUGAUUUUGAGUCAAGAGUUUUGGAGUGCAUCGUGCGAUUCGGAUGAUGAAAGGUCCGCGGUCCGCGUUGCCAAGCGUCAAGCUAGACGAACCGGCUGAUCGGCACGAUUUUGAGCUCACUCAAGACUCGAUUCGGUUUGACGUUGUUGCAUUCACCACUCACUCACCUCAUUCACAUUUCACUUCAAUCGUCGAGAGUCGCGGCAACGUCUGAACGAGAUGCAGCGGCGGCAUGCGGUGUGAACUUUGCAGUUGUGACAAAAGAGCCUUGUCCUUGAACGGGGUCGGGCCAAUGGAGCCCUCCAGCGAUCCAGAUCCUGCUCACCUCCGUUCCCGAGGUAUAAUGUCUCUACUACGUCCGCCGCUUGAAGCUCAAAAGGGAAAGCCGAGGGGUGACAUGCGCCGUUUACCAAUGGAGAAAGGGAUGCUGAAAUGGCAUUCUGAUGAGGCAUGCGAUCAUGAUCGCAUUGCAUACAAGAUUCACGAUUUGAGAUUCACAAUUUGGAAUUCUGAUUGGCUGCUUGAAGCAAUGCCCUCGUGCACGCAAGGCCGAACAACCUCUCCUCAAUCACAUUCAACCAACUCGUUUCUUUCAUUCAAGAUUGACCAUUUGACCACAGGAGAGAGGAGGCGUGCGAUCAACUGCGGAAUAUCAUGGACCCUGCACUCACUACAUAUACAUUACAGCGCACGUCUGCUGCUGGAUGGCAACGCUGACACCGGUAGCAAUGGCACGGCGAGCAGCGGUCAUGUGCAGCGGCCCCAUGCACCUGCAACUUGGCCUUUCUGCAUGUCAGCGACAAGGAUUCACGAUGGUAAGCCCUCUCUCUCACUUGAAGUUGUAGCAGCGGGCGGGGAGCAAGAAAGAGCAGCUUGGCGGACCUGGCUCCCCCGGCCUUUGGUUAGUCAACCCUUGUCGGUGAUGAACAGCCAUCAUCAUCGCUGAGGCUCGGCCUCGGCCUCGGCCUCGGGGUGAGGGGAUUGCCCUGCGAACCCUU
Ceraceosorus guamensis is the source of this 1026-nucleotide messenger RNA. RefSeq lists its product as hypothetical. The record is from RefSeq and is a predicted model, not a curated record. The transcript has a single exon. The coding region runs from base 261 to 974 and encodes 237 amino acids. Lineage: Eukaryota; Fungi; Basidiomycota; Exobasidiomycetes; Ceraceosorales; Ceraceosoraceae.